Pogona vitticeps (central bearded dragon) is the source of this 6015-nucleotide messenger RNA. The record is from RefSeq and is a predicted model, not a curated record. Lineage: Eukaryota; Metazoa; Chordata; Lepidosauria; Squamata; Agamidae.
CUUCUCUUCCGGGGGCGGCUCUGGAGGCGUUCUUGGCCUGCUCCGUUGCCCCGGGUUCGCCGCGGUUUCCGGCUUUUCUUCCGUCGUUCUUCCUCGGCCCUUCAACGGCUUGGCGCGCGUGCGCCGUCUUCGCCUUGGUUUUUCUACGUAGCCUCGAGGGAUCUCCUUCUCGCAGGGAACCAGUUCCAGAUGCCCUGCCAUGGACGAUGACAGUCAGGAUGAACUCAUAAAGAACAACGCUUCAGUAGGCAAAGUCAAAAGAACAAAUGCACUGCUCUUCAGUGAUGCAGAAAGCAGUGAUGGCAACAGUGGUGACUCAGAUGAUACAGGAAGUGAUGAAGAAGAUGAUACUAGCAAAGAUGGAAGUGAAGAGGAUGAAGAAGGUGAAGAUGAAGAUUUAGAAGAUUCUGAUGAAGAGGAGGAGGAGGAAGAAGAAGAAAUAGAUAUGACUGCUGAGCAAUCAAGAUACUCUGUUAAAGCCAAGCCACAGUUUAAUGGAGAUAUGAUAUCUUCUUCUGAUGAAGAUGCUGAAAACUGCCCAAUAUGUCUCAACACAUUUAGGGAUCAGGCUGUUGGGACACCUGAAAAUUGUGGCCAUUAUUUUUGCUUGGACUGUAUUGUGGAGUGGUCUAAAAAUGCCAACUCUUGUCCAGUGGAUCGAAUUAUUUUUAACUCUAUCUGUGUUAGAGUGCACUUUGGUGGAGAAAUUUUGAAGAAGAACUUUCUAAGGACAUGCAUCUUUGAUCAGAUUCCAGUUGAAAACGCAAAAUCUCAAGAAGAUGAUGUGGAAGAUGAUCCAACCUUUUGUGAAGUGUGUGGCCGAAGUGACAGAGAAGAUCGCCUGUUGCUGUGUGAUGGCUGUGAUGCAGGCUAUCACAUGGAAUGCCUUAAUCCACCUCUGAGGGAGGUACCUGUGGAUGAAUGGUUCUGUCCACCAUGUGCUCCAGCAAAUGCUGGUCCUGCUGAUGCUGAAACAGACCACGUCAGCGAAGAGGAGGUUGCCUCCCUCAUAGCUGAUGUAGUCCCUACCACUAGCCGACUCCGUCCCAAUGUCCGAACACGAGCUAUAGCAAGAACACGUCAGAGUGAGCGUGUGCGGGCAACAGUGAACAGAAAUCGGAUAACAACUGCACAGCGAAUUCAGCACGUUCCAAGGUACCUCAUGUCAUCUCUUCUUGAUGAAACCAUUGAGGCAGUUGCAGCAGGGCUAAGCACGGCAGUGUACCAGAGGCCGUUGACUCCUCGGGCCCCGACUAAGAGGAAACGGAAAGGAGUGAAGAGAAAGAAAACAGCAGGUAAAAAAACUCAUACAAAAACAUCCACUGGAAAAAAGAGUGCUGGAACAUGGAUGAAGAGACGCAAGCGACGAAAACGACGACGGGUGAAAAAAGCAAAAGUGAAAACUGAAGUGACUGCUCGUUCCCGAAUUGCAAAAACCCUUCAUCUUGGCAAGCCUGUGCGUGGUGCUUCAAUCCCGUCUGUAUACAAACCAUUUGAACCCUCACUUGGCUUCAUGAGAGCUGACAUUGGAGCCGCCUCCCUCUCUGUCUUUGGAGAUCCUUUUGAAUUGGAUCCAUAUAACAGUAAUGAUGAGCUUCCUGUUGUGAACUCCCCUGUGAGCACAAAAAGAAGAGGGCUUUCUCAGUCAGCGCUGAGAUCCCAUCGCCCUGUUGCGCGACCAGUCGCUGUGGGGCUUCCUGGGAGGAGCAUGCCCGCCUUGUCACCUGAGCCAGAGUCUGAGUCACCACCUGUUCCUGACCUGGUGGGAAGCAUCCUGACUGGACAGAGCCUCCUUAUGAUGAGCGGUUCUGAUGUCAUCAUCAAUAGAGAUGGAUCCUUAACAGCAAAGAAAGCAAUUCCAGUGCUGCAUGACAGUUCAAGACAAGAAGAAGACUUGGAGGACAGUAUCCAGCCAGGAGCAUUACUUUUGGGGACUCCAGUUAGUAGCACUAGCACAGAAUCUUCAAGCCCAAGACUUGCCAUCUCAAAUGUAAACUCCUCAUUUCCAUCAUCACUGAGCAUAGUAAGCAAACCUAUGAAUUCAACACCAGCUACAUCUGGAAGAGCACCCAUUAGAUUCGAAUACUCAAUGACUCCGAGAUCUGUUCAGACUCAGAAUUUGGCAAAUCUGAAUAGAUGUGGCCCCAGGCUGGGUGAAGUUUCCAGAUUUAAUGGGGGCUCUAAGCAAGCCUCAGCCCCUCUUCUUGCAUCUUCUAAAUGCAUGCAGAACAACUCUAGCUCAGUCUCAAAAAUGGUGCCCCCCAGGCAGCCUCCAAAACCUUCUCCCAAAAGGCUUGAAAUAUCUGAACUUCCCAGGAUACCAAAGAUUAAAAAAGAAACCACAAGUGGACAACUUGGAUCACAGUCUGCUAAUGACCAAAGUGGUGACAUUCCCAGCUUCUGUAUAACACAGCUGACUGGCAAAGGGAACACAAACCAACCAGUUAGAGGGGUUAAGACAGAAGGUAGCAAGUCAAAUUCUUCUCAUCGGCAAGCACAGACAGCAGCUGGAGGCACUUCUGCACACUCAGUUUCCCAUAGUACUUCUUCUCCUUCAACAAGGGGGAAAGUUGGGAGCUCUUCCUUUGAGAGCUUUAAAAUCAACAUCCCUGGAAAUGUUGGGCAUUCCAGCAGACUAUCUAAUCCUGGAUUUUGCAAUACUUUCCGACCCGUUGAUAAUAAAGUGCAACAGAAAGAGAAUCCUUCACCUCUGUUUUCAUUGAAGAAAACCAAACCAAUAAAAAGUGAAAUAUAUGAUCCUUUUGAUCCAACAGGCUCUGAUUCAAGUUCAACAAAUAGCAGUCCCGAAAGGUUGCCCCUCACUAAUAUCACCAGAACAAUAUCCAUAACAAGUCCGAAAGUUCAGACGUUUCAAACUGUGCGCCGCAUUACACCAUACACUUUGGAAAACAUAUUUGGACCAGGGGCUGAAUCAUCUGAUGCACAGUUGACUAAUGUGGAGGCUCAAGAAGAGGUUAUGAUAAAGGAGAAAGUGGCAGAACAGAUUUUCAGUUCAGAACAAGAAAAGGUUGAGGAGGAGGAAUUGGCAAUUACACCUUGUACAUCAUCUGCCAUCAACCAGAUAGCUUAUAUAGAACACUUAGAUGAGGAUAAGGAUCUUCCUAAAAUCAAUUUUGAUGAAGAUGAAGUUAAACUAAGAGUGAAAGUGGAGCCAGAGAGUCCCAUGAGGGAAAAUAAGCAACAAAACAGAAAUGAGCAAGUGGUAGAGUGUCAUUUUUCAAGAUCUCCAUCAAAUUCCAGUUCUCGGAGCCAGAAAAAAAGCAAACAAAAAAGGGCAGGUAUAAAAGAGUACAAAAGCACCCCAUCUAGAUCUCGGUCAAGAUCAGGAUCAUGCUGCAAAGAGAGAAGCUCCAGAUCUAGUUCAUACUCGGUUGAAGACAAAUAUAGCAAAAGCCACCGGGUUAAAACCAGAACCCAAGAAUCAUCAAGUGACCGCUCCAACAAUUACGAGCAUUCAAAAAGAAAGAAAACUAAAGAGAAAACGAAAGAGAAAAAGGCAAAAAGUUCUUGGCCAAAAGAACACAAGAGAACUAGAUCCCGAUCUUGUAGUCCUGACAAUUUUGACUUAUAUGAAAGCAGGAAAAAGAAAAAGCACUCUGCUUCUAGAAUAAGGGGGCGACCGUACUCUCGAUCAAGUAGUGCCGAGAGAAGUAAAAAAAAGAAACAUAGACGAGAGAGAAGCUAUGACAGACAUGAGAAAGAGAGGAGCUCACGAUCACGAGAGAGAAAAAGAUCACGAUCUAGGUCUCGGGAGAAGCGGAAAAGGCGAUCACGGUCACCCUCUGAAUCACGAUCACGGGAGUCCAAAGGGACUAAAUCAAGGGAGAAACUACCACGGUCCAGGUCAUGUUCUAAGGAAAGGAGACAUAAGCCAAAAGAGAUGUCACCUGUAUCUCUGCAAGCGGAAGACCAGAAAUACUCAGUUGACAACCUAGACAGUCCUUAUGCUCAUCUUCCAUCUCACACACAAGAGCCAGAAGAUAAAGUGCAAGAGACCUUUAAUGUUGAUUUAGACCAGGGUCCUGUAUGGGAUCUUCUUCCAGAGGGUAACAUUAAAAAAGUAGAUCUGGAAGAGGACAUUCUAGUGGAGCAAAUCUGUGAGAAGUCUGUAAAUGAAAAAAUUCCUUCCCAGCCAGAAGCAGCAGGUUCUGGAGUGUUACCUGACUGUGUUGAUUCUUUGAUUGGGAGUGAAUUGAUAAUGGACUAUGAUUCACCAGGGCUUGAUAGUCAAAGUAGUGUGAAACUGGAAGAAAUGGAAAUUAAAGAGGAAGACAAUGAUGUGUGCCCAUUUUUAUCAGACUCUUUUGUUCUAAAGAAGGAGGAACUUACACCAACUCAUAGUGAGGCAACAGUACUUCCAACGUUUUCUGAAAUUAGAACAUUAACUGAGACUAAACAUGGAAGUCCUUUGCUGGAUGAGAAUGCAGCCGAUGUAAAUAAACCUGAACUGGAGGCUGCAGCUCAAGGUCCUGUUUUGAAAUCUAAAGCGCCAGUGAAAAGGGUUACAUGGAAUCUUCAAGAGGAAGAAAGUGGUUCAGUGACAAAUGACAAAACACCAAGAGUGCCAUUCUGUAAACAGCAGAGAAUGAAAGACGGGGUCUGGAAGGCAGAGGAUUUGACCCAAACAUUAAAUCAGGUUUACAACCAAAACCUGCCUUUGACACCGCCAUUGCCCUCCAGCCUGCCCCCAUAUGCACCUGUCAGUCAGCCCACUGUCCAGUUCAUAAUGCAGGGGAGUCUUCCUUUGCUCAGCUGCGUGGCAGGCCAGGGAUUAACUCCGGAGCCUGGUAACCUGGCUACGGCUUCAGAGCCACCAAUUCAGGCAGCUUCCACGGGAGAUACAGAAGAAAAAGUCAAAGCACCUAAAUCUCCAACCGAUAAAACUAAAAGCGAAGAGUACAUGAAGAAACUUCAUAUGCAAGAGAGAGCUGUGGAAGAAGUAAAGCUUGCAAUUAAGCCCUUUUACCAGAAGAGGGAGAUCACCAAAGAGGAAUACAAGGACAUUCUCCGGAAAGCAGUGCAAAAGAUCUGUCAUAGCAAAAGUGGUGAAAUCAACCCUGUGAAGGUGGCUAAUCUUGUGAAAGCUUAUGUCGAGAAGUACAAGCAUAUGAGGAAACACAAGAAGAUUGAAACUGAAGAAGAGCUGCAUGGAACUGGGAACUGAUAUGAGCCCCAAAGGGAAACAGGCGAAGGCUUGUCUUGACAAGGAAUUGUUCUUCCUCUGGAGAGAGGCAGGGGCAUGCAAUUGCAUGUUGCAGCCCCUCCACUCAGAAGCUGGAUGAAGGUCAGACCUUCCUGCAGGGGGAUCCUUUUUUGCAUAGGAGUUGGAUCUCCUCUUGAAUUUGACUGCUGUUUGAGAACCAAAUGUCUAUGUAACCCUCUUAACGCGGAGAAAUUCUGGACAGAGAAUCUGGGUGUGUGCUGGGAUGUGCUUUAUCAAUUGCCAUGAUUAUACUUUGAUCACACUUCUUUUUUUGGUCUGUCCAUCUGUCCUCAUAGUUUAAAGGAGAAACCCUUUUAUAUGCACUAUACAGCAAUGUGUGCUGCUCCCGUUGUGUUCGUAUUUAUCAGACGUACAGAUUCCUCAGAAGUCUUUCAGAAAAUGGUUUACUACUUGAACCAUGAUAAUUUUAAUCUGUUCUGUAAAAGAAGCAUUGACUCGAUCUGUUGUGAGAGUGGUAGGUGUGUGCUAACCUUUACUAAUUCUUUUUUGAAAUAUUGCUUCAGAGGUGGCAAUUAUUUACAUUUUGUUAAAGUAUCAAUUGUCUUGGAUCUUUGGGGGCAUGGUAAUAGGAGAACUAUACUGUGUUGCAUCUCCUGUGUAAAUAAUGCACUAAAGGGUGGUGUUAAAUUGGUUUUGCAUUCAAAAAAACUACCUUUUGCCAAGGAAAAGAAGAGCAGAAUUUGCAGACUGUCGGUAGCAACCCAGAAGAAAGUGACAGAAAUAUGUACAAAGCAGAAAUGUGACAAUUUAUAAAGUUAUUUUGAAUUGUU